Encephalitozoon romaleae SJ-2008 is the source of this 309-nucleotide messenger RNA. RefSeq lists its product as hypothetical. The record is from RefSeq and is a predicted model, not a curated record. The transcript has a single exon. Bases 1 to 309 code for a protein of 102 amino acids. NCBI's taxonomy places the organism in Eukaryota, Fungi, Microsporidia, Unikaryonidae.
AUGGGAUACAAGAACAAGCUAUUGCUAGCUUGUAAGAAAGGAGAAGCAAAUGGGGAAAAGCUGUCCAAGAAGAAGGCACCAGAUAUCCAUAGCAUGUCAGACAUUGUUUCUCUGAUAAACCUUAGUAAUGAAGAGAGAAAAGCAAAGCUUGUAUCAAAAUAUGUCGAAAUCAUCUCAGAGUUUAUAUUGUACAAAGCAAGGAAGAUGUCAGGUGAGAAAGAAAAAAUAUCUACAAACGAUAUAAAAAAUGUUAUUGUCUCAGAGGGUUUGCUCUUCUUGUCUGACAUCAUUGGCCUCAAUAAACAAUAG